AUGGUUAAUAUACGCGGAAGAUCGGUGGUGAGUGAGGCAAAUGGCAGCAUCGUCACCAUCGCCGCCGCUGAAGGCGGUGCAGGACCGCGUCCAAGCAGCCGCCGAACGCUCUGGCCGUAAUGUGCAAGAGAUUCGUGUAGUGGCUGCGAGCAAGACGAAGUCAGUUUCUGCUCUCCGUGAGGUAUACGACGCCGGCCUUAGAUGCUUCGGCGAGAACUACGUUCAAGAACUCCUUCAAAAGGCACCACAGCUUCCCGACGAUAUCCAGUGGCAUCUCAUCGGAAAUUUGCAGAGCAACAAAGUCAAGCCUCUUAUCGCUGCUGUGCCCAACCUUGCUUGUGUGGAAACUGUGGAUGAUAAGAAGAUAGCGAAUUUUCUUGAUCGUGCUGUAGCAAAUGUUGGCAGGAAACCGUUAAAGGUUUUUGUUCAAGUGAAUACAAGCGGAGAAACAUCCAAAUUUGGUGUUGAACCAGCUCUGUGUGUGGAUCUUGUAAAACAUAUUACAAACUGCCCAAACCUUGAGUUCUCUGGCCUAAUGACAAUUGGCAUGCUUGAUUAUUCAUCCACCCCAGAAAAUUUUGAGACACUAUCCAAUUGCAGAAGUGAAGUUUGUAAAGCUCUUGGAAUAUCAGAAACGCAGUGUGAGCUGUCCAUGGGCAUGACUGGAGACUUUGAACAAGCUAUUGAGAUGGGAAGUACAAAUGUUAGGAUUGGAACUGCCAUAUUUGGAGCCAGAGAAUAUCCACCGAAAGAAGAGUAGCUAUCCUCAUUUUGCAGUCUUGUUUGCGUCGGUAUAUUGGUGCUUGGAUUCACAUAUCAAAGUCAGAGCAGCACGAUCAAAUUAUUUAAGCUGGAAAUAAGUAUAUUCAUGAGCAUGAAUGAUGGCAGUAGUCAAUAAGCUCUGGGAAAGCUGUGUAUUUGGAAUAAUCUGAGACUCAGUGUUGUAGACAUUUUCUGUCAAACAUAAAAACCAACCUAUUUUACUGAAGCUGAACCAAGAUAUUUUGAAAGAGUGAUAUACAGCACAAAAAACAAAAAAUUCUAUGAAAGAUAAUGAAUCUGACUCACAUGUUUUCUAUUGUUGAA
This is a messenger RNA of Glycine soja, 1086 nucleotides long. Its product is annotated as pyridoxal phosphate homeostasis protein-like. Gene Ontology annotation, molecular function: pyridoxal phosphate binding. The transcript is spliced from 7 exons. The coding region runs from base 41 to 760 and encodes 239 amino acids. The record is from RefSeq and is a predicted model, not a curated record. NCBI's taxonomy places the organism in Eukaryota, Viridiplantae, Streptophyta, Magnoliopsida, Fabales, Fabaceae. Gene Ontology annotation, cellular component: intracellular anatomical structure.